AUGCCGCGUUUCAUCAAUGAAAUCAGAAGAAAGGAUGGAACUAACUACCCACCAAAUACCCUUACGAAUAUUGCAGCAGGGAUUCAGCGUCAUUUAAGAGAGGAAUGCAACCGUCCUACUGUUAAUUUUCUAAAGAAAGAUGACCCCACCUUUGAUUUGUUCAGGAAAAGUUUAGAUUCAAGGAUGAAAGAAUUAACCAACAUGGGAGUGGGGACUAAAGUGAACCGAACAGACCCCGUUUUACAACAAGAUGAAGAACAGUUAAGGAAUUCUGGGGUUCUGAACCAAAACACCGCUCAAGGGCUCUCUGUGUGUUUUUUUUAUAAUUGCAAACUUUUUGCUUUUAGAGCAAACGAUGAACACCGCAAUUUGGAUGUCUCUCAAUUUUCCAUUAAUUAUGACCACGAACCUGGUUUGAAAUACUUGGAAUUUAAGGGAAGAUCCUGUAAAAAUGUCCAAGGAGGACUAAAGCACAAAAAGGUUGAAACCAAAAAUAUUCAUCAUUUUGAGCAGCCUGAAAACAAGCGUUGUGUGGUUAAAGUUUAUGAAAAAUAUCUCAGUUUGAUUCCUUAUUCUGGUGCAUUCUACAAGAGACCCGUGGAAGGAAAUGUUCUUAAAUUCAGUUCACAAGUUAUUGGUGAAGAGAAAUUGGGUGGAAUGAUGAAAAAUCUGUUUUCGGAAGCUGGAAUUAUACAACUGGAAGGAAAAUUACAAAUCAUUCGGGUAUAG
Molecule: messenger RNA, 729 nt
Organism: Saccostrea cuccullata (small rock oyster)
Lineage: Eukaryota; Metazoa; Mollusca; Bivalvia; Ostreida; Ostreidae
Product: zinc finger MYM-type protein 2-like
Exons: 1
Coding region: 1-729 (242 amino acids)
Source: RefSeq, a predicted model, not a curated record